This is a messenger RNA of Gossypium raimondii (Peruvian cotton), 1318 nucleotides long. RefSeq lists its product as uncharacterized. The record is from RefSeq and is a predicted model, not a curated record. Bases 103 to 774 code for a protein of 223 amino acids. The transcript is spliced from 5 exons. Lineage: Eukaryota; Viridiplantae; Streptophyta; Magnoliopsida; Malvales; Malvaceae.
GUCCCCAUUCUCAGACCAAGCAAUUAUUUUUACUUCACAUCUAUACAAAGGAAAACAAUUUGGCAAAUAGCGGCACAAAGAUUCCGGAUACCGAAAUCAGAAAUGAAUGCUAGUGCUACAGUGGGAGUGGGCACUUGCCUCUCGACCUCCAAGCCAUUGAGCAUUGGCUUGACCCCAGUUCCUAUCUGUUUGCUUCGGAGGAGGAGGAGGUGUUUGAUGAUUGGGGCGGAGACGGAGGUGGAGCUAGCCGCGUCGGAGGCCCAACCCGCAUCUCGCCGCCUCAUUCUACUUCGCCAUGCCAAGAGUUCUUGGCAACAUCCGUCUUUGCGAGAUCAUGACCGCCCUCUCAGUAAAACCGGACGAGUUGACGCUGUAACGGUUUCUCGAAAGCUCCAACGUAUGGGUUGGAUCCCUCAGCUUAUUUUGUGCAGUGAUGCCCUGCGGACCAGGGAAACACUUAAUAUCAUGCAGGAAGAGGCGCGUGGUUUCCUGGAAGCGGAGGUCCAUUUCAUUUCUAGUUAUUAUUCCAUUGCAGCCAUGGAUGGUCAGACUGCUGAACACCUCCAACGAACUAUAUGUCAUUAUUCAAGGGAUGAAUUAUUCACCAUUAUGUGUAUGGGGCAUAAUAGGGGAUGGGAAGAGGCGGCCUCCAUGUUCACUGGUGCUUCCGUAGAGCUCAAGACUUGUAAUGCUGCUUUGCUUGAAGCUCCUGGAAAAUCAUGGGAAGAGGUUGUAGUUCCCCUCUUCAUAAACUAUUCUCAGCAUUUGCUGUAGCAGGAUAUGGUGGGUGGAAGCUUCAAGGCAUAGUGACACCCAGUAGUAACCUGUAGAGCAUAGACAUUCCAAAAUUUUUGAACAAAUCUAAUCCCCCUCCCCUCUCUGUUCUCCCUGCAAGGAAAAUAGAAAAUUUUCAAAGUGGCAAUAGCUAGAGAAAGAGUUGCUAUAUAUGGUAUAAACCAGGUUCCAGUUCCUACAGAUCUGUCGUUUGCACUUUGCAGGUAGCAGCUGUUGAAAUCUACCUUGAUCGAAACAUUGCAGUUCCAGUUUGCACAGGUUUCAGUAUGUCGAAUUGAUGGGUGGCCAUGUUGAAACAGUUGGGGUCAUUUGGUAGCUUCAUUAUAUUCCACACACAAAAGGAGAUUCUGCAACUCUAUUUUCGGUUAAGACGGAUUUCCUGAUGCAAUACUGUCGUAGUGUAGCAUGUGAUGAAACUGAUUAUGUGAAACAAUUACUUGAAAGAGUUUUGACUCUGUACAAAGGUAAUUCUACACGGAAGAAAUAAGCCCUGGUAAGCAGCUGGGUGAGUCCAAUUACGCUA